AUGUCUGUGAUUGUCUUCGGUCCCACCGGUGGUGUCGCUUCAGUUGCAGCAAUUACUGCCCAAGAGCAUGGCGCCCAGGUUCAUCUAGCCAUGCGAGACACCAAGAAGGAAAUACCCGGACUCAGCCUGGAACGUGAACAGGAAGGCAGAUUUGAAAGAGUCCAAGCCGAUCUGACGAGCCCUGAAUCUGUCGCCGCAGCCGUCAAAUCUUCGGGGGCAAAGCGCGCAUUCACAUAUCUUGCAUUUGGAACAUCGGACCACAUGCGCGGCACAUUUGCAGCGAUGAAGGCAGCUGGGAUUGAAUUCGUUGUUUUCCUCAGCAGUUACACCGUCGCCGGCGAGCCGAAAGAUGUCCCUCCUGCAGAUCUUAUCCCUUACGUCCACGCUCAAGUGGAGGUCACCCUCGAUGAGAUCUAUGGGCCUGAAAGUUACGUGGCCCUUAGACCCGGUGGCUUCGCGACGAAUCUGCUGCGUUUCAAGAAGGGCAUUCAGGCUGGUGAGGUCAAGGUCUGGGCCCCUGGCUUCCAGUUCGAUUGCAUCACAUCAAAUGACAUCGGUCGUGUGGGCGGUACAAUCUUGGUACACGGGCCAAAGAACAGCCAGAAAAAGGUCUACUUAUAUGGACCCAAUCUCAUCGCCCAGGGAGAUGCAAUUUUAGCAAUUGGAAAAGCCAUCGGCAAAGACGUUACCCUCUUAACGAUCGACGAGAAAGAAGCUUUCGAAGAGUACAUUGCAAGCGGAGUCCCCGGCCCGUUGGCUACAUAUAUGGUACAAAAGUCUGCGAAGACAUCCAAUGGGCUUACGGAAAGAGCUUGCUGUGAUAUCGGCGUUCGAAAUGUGGAACUUUACACGGGAAAGUCAUCUACAAAAUUUGAGGAUUGGGUGGAAACAAACAAGACGCUCUUCCUUCGUGAUUAG
Molecule: messenger RNA, 918 nt
Organism: Penicillium olsonii
Lineage: Eukaryota; Fungi; Ascomycota; Eurotiomycetes; Eurotiales; Aspergillaceae
Source: the annotation of a GenBank genome assembly